UUCUUAUUUUUUAUUUAUUAAAUUAAAAAAAUGAAAAAUUAGAAUUGAUAAUUUAAUUAAGUGCAAAACUCUGUAUUUCCCUCUUUCAUUCACUUCAUUGAUACUCACGCUAAUUUACCGCCACUACAACACUCACCCUCCCAUCUUCCUCCAUUACCUCCAAUUACAUACGAUCAAGCUUCCCUCCACCGCCAUCGCAACCGCAUAAGCCCUUAGCUUGCCCAUCAUAAAAGCCAUUGCAAUUUCGCUUAUCUGCCACCAUCGCCACUUUAAUUUGUUCUGGUUUUUGUGUCGUUUGAACUACUGCCGGCACCGCCACAGAAGCCACCGAAACCACCACCGCCACUGAAGCCACCGCUCAUCCUCUCUGCAGAAUUUGCGUGUUGUUUCCUUCUUGCUCCUAGAGCAUUGGAGAAAUGCAGGAACAGGCGCUAGCUUUCCUUGGCUUUGCUGAUCAUUCCUUGUCUUGGACUGAUAUGCAAAGUGCAUAUCAGAUUGUUAUUGUGUUUGUAUUAUCUGCACUGUUAGCUAUGUUGCUAACUCCUGCUUGCUAUCAGAACAGCCUACAUGUAAAUUACUCUACUUGGCUAUUUGCUGUAGUUUUCUAUUGUGAGUGCUUCAUUUAACCUUAUUCGCGCUUGAAGAUGCAAAUAAGCUUAUCUCUAUGUUGCCUCUACCACUUGUCUGCUAUCUAUGCUUGUUUUCCACAUUAUUACUUGUAUUAAACAUGUGUGAAUUUAUACCUAUCCAAUACAAAACUAAUUUCUCCUUUAAAGCCUCCCUCCAUUAGUCUUGUUUAAUUAAUUGUUGUCGGUAAAUUGUUAAAAUCAAGGGCUUAUUUAUAUUAGAAGUUCCCUCCAUAUGUUUGUCUGAUUGUAUAUCAUGUGUGAAUGUUUUUGUAUUAUAUGCAUUCAUGGCUAUAUACUGAUGUCACUUAAAGUAUAUAGGAUAAGCUUAAAUUAUUAGAUAGUUGACCAUAUUUUUAAGUUAGAGAGUCAUUUGUUUUUGUAUUUUGGCCGGGUUGAGUGGUCGAGAUUAAGUGAGUAUUAAAAGGUCCCAACUUUCCAGUGCUUUCAUAAACGUGCAUGCUUUAGUCUCUAACUCUCAAUAUACCAUGUAAUCAAUUAAUAUUUUCAUGUGUUGUGCUUAGUCACCUUUACUUAUUGUGAAUUAAUAUUAUUCACUUUUUAGCUUUUGUAUUCAUUUUUUUAUGGUAUAUGCAACCCAUUUUGUGUGGAUUUGCAUUGGACAUAUCAAUUAUUUCGACUUUUAUACUGAGGUGCUACAUAUUUUGAUAAGGUAAGUAACAUUUCUUUAAAUCCUUUUGGCUAUCUUUUGUUAAUUUAAUAUGAUAGUUAUAUUUCUAGUUAUAGUUAUUUUAUAUGCAUGGAAGAAAAGAAUAAAUAACCACAUUGUGUUGCUAUCAAUUAUUACAUGGGUCAGAUUAUAUGACAUGCCUUUUGAUUUUAUACCAAUUUGUUUAUUUUGAGAAAUUUAUAAUUGUUAACCCAAUUCUCUUUUAAGUGGGGUCAAUUUUGGUUUUGGCCAUCAAGUUUUGGGUAUGAGUUUCUUUAAAUGUCAUAUUUAGUGUAGAAAUGGACAUAAUACAUGUAGUUGAGGACACAAUUAUUAUGUUAUUUACAUGUUAUUUAAUUUGAUCAAAACUGUGUUAGUUAAUUUAAAUGUCAUAUUAAGUGUAGAAAUGGACCGAAGUUGGAUAACUACAUCAAAGCCAGGUGACCCAAAAUAUAUUGAUGUGUAAAGGAAUUUAUCACUUUCGCGGUGAAAAAUAGUAGAGGCAGAGAGAAGUUACCAUGUCCUUGUUUUAUGUGCCACAAUCUCUUGUACAAGAGAGUUGAUGAAAUACUUAAUCAUCUCAGUAAAUGGGCCUUUGAUAGAACAUAUACCCAUUGGACUUUUCAUGGAGAGUCUAGGGAAAGAAUUUCUAAGGCCACUUCUAUGGAUGGUGUAAGGGAGGGUCAUGCUAAUUAUGAAAGUGAUCGUUUAGAGGACAUGAUACCUGUAGUUGAGGACACAAUCAUUGAGGAUCCUGCUGCUGUCCAGACCUUAUUAAAUGAUUUUGAAAUGCCGUAGUACCCUGGUUGCACCAAGUAUACCAGAUUGUCGGGUUUACUUAAAUUAUACAAUUUAAAGGCAGGUCAUAGUUGGUCAGAUAUUGGUUUUAAUGCGUUGCUUGAAUUAUUAAAAGACAUGCUUCUAGAAAAUAAUGUUCUUCCAAAAGGUUGUUUCAAAGAGAGAUUGGAGCUUCACAUUUGUAUAUCAAUAACAAUCCCAACAAGUGUGUAUGGACAUGAGCAGAAACUUAAAAUUGAUUAUGCAUACAUUUUUUACUGGUGCUUUCAAAGAGAGAUUGGAGCUUCACAUUUGUCUAUCUUUAUGAAGUACUUGAGCGAAAUGUGUAAACAAGAUAGUGUUGCUGGAAUGUAUGGAUUUUGCGAUAUUGGUUGUUUAUCUCCGCUGACACCAAUGACUGAAGAAGGAUGGUCAGACUAUUUAGCAUGUGUGUUUGGUCAAAAUGAAGGGAAGAAUCUUAAUCAACUUUUCUUUGCUCCGUAUAAAGAAAAUCCUUGGAAUGCAGUGGUGUUUUGGCUAGAUCCAGAUGGAGCAGAAAAUGAAAUUAGUGAAUUUGCUCAAAAGACCAUCAAUGAUGGGAUAAAAAAGUUUAGCUACAAACAUCGAAAAGACAUUAUCAAGAUAAAAAAAAAUCCAGGAAUUAGGUGGAAGAAACCACAGUGUCCUCGUCAAUCACUAAAUUCUUGCGAUAAUGGAUACUAUGUGUGCCGCUACAUGCUUGAGACUAUAGACAAAAGACGACAAGUGAUUCCUGAUCAGUACUUUACUGGAGUUACCUUUUUCUUAUUCUCAAGCAAAGAUUGACGAGCUAAGAGACUUAUGGGUUAAUUAUGUGAACGAGCAUAAGCAAGUCGGUGAAGAAUAUGACGAUGUGGAUUAUGAUGAGUAAAUUUAUAAGCAAGUCGGUGAAGAAUAUGACGAUGGUGUGGAUUAUGAUGAGUAAAUUUAUAUGCAUCGCGCUACCAUUACAAUUUUAGUAUUUUAUAUUGUCUUUUUUCUUUUGGUACUACGUACAACAUAAACACUCUAAAUUUGUACUCGUAGUAAAAUUUUAUUUUCAAUGAAAGUAUGCAAUAUUUUAUCUUGUACAGUAGCUUAUUUUCAUAUUUUUGUUUAUAGUUAUAUAUAUAUACAGGUUUGUCACCUGUUAGGUAGCUCGUUACAUUAUGUUGCUUUAAAAAAAAUUAAAAAAAAAUAAAUAAAUAA
Messenger RNA from Chenopodium quinoa (quinoa), 3300 nucleotides. RefSeq lists its product as uncharacterized. NCBI's taxonomy places the organism in Eukaryota, Viridiplantae, Streptophyta, Magnoliopsida, Caryophyllales, Amaranthaceae. The transcript is spliced from 7 exons. The record is from RefSeq and is a predicted model, not a curated record. The coding region runs from base 2212 to 2898 and encodes 228 amino acids.